AUGUUCCUUGGUACAGAGGAGGUGGCCAAGCUGCAGAAGCACCUGACUCUGCUUCGGCAGGAGUAUGUGAAGAUGCAGCAGAAGUUGGCCGAAGAGCGGCGCUGUGCAGUGCUGUCGGCUCAGGCCUCUGCUCAGGGUUCCGCUGCUCAGGGCUCCCCAGGACAAACCUCUGCAGACAGCUUCAUCAGCCGUUUAUUGGAGAUCGUGGCAGAUCUUUACCGACAGGAGCAGUACAGUGACCUGAAGGUUAAGCUCGCAGGUGAAGAGCUCUGUGCACACAAGUUUGUGUUAGCAGCACGCAGUGAUGUCUGGAGCCUGACCAACAUGGCCUCUACAUCUGAACUGGACCUCUCUGAUUGCAAAGCCGAUGUUGCCAUUGCAAUGUUGCGUUGGGCUUAUACGGACGAAUUAGAACUUAGUGAGGAUGAUGCCUUUCUUAUUGACUUAAUGAAGCUGGCCAAUCGUUUUCAACUUCAGUUGCUUAGAGAGAGAUGUGAAAAGGGUGUAAUGUCCUCUGUAAAUGUCAGAAACUGCAUUCGGUUUUAUCAAACAGCAGAAGAACUGAAUGCCGCCACUUUAAUGAACUAUUGUGGAGAGAUUAUUGCCAGUCACUGGGAUGACCUCAGAAAGGAGGAUUUCAGUACUAUGAGCGCCCAACUGCUGUACAAAAUGAUCAAGUCUAAAACAGAGUAUCCUCUUCACAAAGCUAUUAAAGUAGAAAGGGAAGACGUGGUCUUUCUGUAUCUGAUUGAAAUGGAUUCACAGCUGCCUGCUAAGCUAAAUGAACUAGAUAACAAUGGAGAUCUGGCACUUGAUCUGGCACUUUCCCGAAAAUUAGAGAGCAUCGCCACCACUCUGGUAAACAACAAGGCCGAUGUGGACAUGGUGGAUCAGAGCGGCUGGAGCCUGCUGCACAAGGCCAUUCAGAGAGGUGAUGAAUUUGCCUCCAUAUUCCUAAUCCGACACUCGGCUCAGGUGAAUGCUGCCACUGUGGGCGCAGUAGAAACACCUUUGCACUUGGUUUGCUCUUUUAGUCCUAAAAAACACUCUGCAGAAGUCAUGGCUGGAAUGGCACAGAUAGCUGAAGCUUUACUCAAGGCCGGAGCCAAUCCUAACAUGCAGAACAGCAAGGGAAGAACGCCUUUACACGAAGCUGUGACGUCAGGAAAUGAGCCAGUUUUCAGACAGCUUCUACAGUGCAAACAGCUUGACCUGGAACUCAAAGAUCAUGAAGGCAGCACACCAUUGUGGCUGGCCUUGCAAUAUAUAACAGUUUCUACAGAUUCCUCUGUAAAUCCAUUUGAAGAUGAGGCACCGGUAGUAAAUGGCACUUCCUUUGAUGAAAAUAGCUUUGCAGCACAGCUCAUCCACAGAGGAAGCAACCCCGAUGCUCCGGACACAACCACAGAAAAUUGCCUCUUGCAGAGAGCAGCUCUGGCAUACAAUGAGGCAGCUGCCCUUUUCUUAGCUACACAUGGGGCAAAGGUGAAUCAUGUGAACAAAUGGGGUGAAAGUCCACUUCACACUGCAUGUCGCUGUGGCCUUGCCAAUUUAACUGCAGAGCUCCUCCAGCAGGGUGCAAACCCCAACCUACAGACACAGAAGGCUCUACCUGAUGACAACCAUGGUGUGGCUAUGCAGACCCCACUACACAUGGCCAUUGCACACAAUCACCCAGAUGUGGUCUCUGUCAUUCUUGAACAAAAAGCAAAUGCCCUUCAUGCAACGAACAAUUUCCAGAUUAUUCCUGACUUCAGCCUCAAAGACUCAAUAGACCAGACUGUGCUUGGCUUGGCUCUAUGGACAGGCAUGCACACAAUAGCAGCACAGCUGCUAGGCUCAGGGGCUUCUAUUAAUGACACUAUGUCCAAUGGACAAACCCUGCUUCACAUGGCAAUCCAAAGACAAGACAGUAAAAGUGCCCUCUUCCUUCUUGAGCAUCAGGCAGACAUCAAUGUGAGGACACAAGAGGGACAAACAGCACUACAAUUAGCCAUCAGUAACCAGCUCCCCCUGGUGGUGGAUGCUCUCUGCACACGAGGAGCUGAUAUGUCUGUUGUUGAUGACAAAGGAGACCCACCUCUGUGGCUAGCCUUGGUCAAUGGUUUGGAGGAUAUUGCUUCCACCCUGGUCCGUCAUGGGUGUGAUGCCACCUGUUGGAGCCCGGGCCCUUCUGGUUGCCAGCAGACACUUUUGCACAGAGCCGUUGACGAGAACAAUGAGGUCAUUGCUUGCUUUCUCAUCCGCAGUGGGUGUGACGUGAACAGUUCCAGGAGACCAGGACCAAAUGGAGAAGGAGAUGAAGAAGCCAGAGAUGGACAAACGCCUCUACACCUAGCAAGCAGCUGGGGCCUGGAGGAGGUAGUGCAGUGCCUUCUAGAGUUUGGAGCAAAUGUUAACGCACAGGAUGCAGAGGGCAGAGCUCCCAUUCAUGCUGCCAUUAGCAGCCAACACAAUGUGAUUAUACAGUUACUUAUUUCCCAUCCUGAGAUCCGCCUCACCAUUCGUGACCGUCAAGGAAUGACCCCUUUUGCUUGUGCCAUGACGUACAAAAACAAUAAGGCUGCAGAAGCUAUUCUUAAGCGGGAGCCUGGUGCUGCUGAGCAGGUGGAUAACAAAGGGCGCAACUUUCUUCACGUAGCUGUGCAGAAUUCAGACAUUGAAAGUGUCUUGUUCCUCAUAAGUGUCCAAGCAAAUGUCAACUCCAGGGUUCAGGAUUCAGCCAAGCUCACCCCUCUCCAUUUAGCCGUCCAAGCUGGAUCUGAGAUUAUUGUGCGCAACUUGUUACUUGCUGGUGCUAAAAUCAAUGAGAUGACAAAGCACAGACAGACUGCUCUCCAUUUAGCUGCCCAACAGGACCUUGCCACCAUUUGUUCUGUUUUGUUGGAAAAUGGAAUUGACUUUGCUGCAGAAGAUGAAAACGGCAACAAUGCUCUGCACUUGGCUGUGAUGCAGGGCCGCCUUAACAAUGUCAGAGUACUUCUCACAGAGUCCACUAUUGAUGCAGAGGCCUUCAAUCUCAGGGGUCAGUCACCAAUGCACGUACUGGGCCAUUAUGGAAAGGAGAAUGCUGCCGCCAUUUUUGAAUUGUUCCUGGAGUGUAUGCCCGAGUAUCCUCUUGACAAACCAGACAAUGAAGGGAACACAGUUCUUCUUUUGGCAUACAUGAAGGGAAAUGCUAAUUUAUGCCGUGCCAUCGUAAGAGCAGGAGCUAGACUUGGUGUCAAUAAUAAUCAGGGCAUUAACAUUUUUAAUUACCAAGUUGCAACCAAACAGCUGCUCUUUCGCCUUUUAGACAUGCUUUCCAAAGAGCCCCCAUGGUGUGAUGGAUCAAACUGUUAUGAAUGUGGUGCCAAAUUUGGUGUUACAACACGGAAACAUCACUGCCGUCACUGUGGGCGUCUGUUGUGCCACAAGUGCUCUAUAAAAGAGAUCCCAAUAAUUAAGUUUGAUCUGAACAAGCCUGUGAGGGUGUGUGACAUCUGCUUUGAUGUACUGACUUUGGGAGGGGUAUCAUAAGUCCAGUGUUUCUAUAUUUUUCAAAGGCCUAUUAUUGGACAGUUAUUCAGGAGUACAACGAGGACUUCAUUAGUGACAGUAACAAAUGGCAGUUUUGGAUCAUUACCGAUAUACUAUUACAGUAUAGAAUAUAUAGAAAAAAUAUUAUGUAGACUUUUCAACUAUGGAAUAUUUUUUAGAUCAAAAUAUACAAUUGACAAGUGACUUCCCACACUGAUGACCACUUUCUGUAGCAGACAUCUGUUGUAACUUCAGUUAUGAUUUAAAGAUAUCAUCGUUAACGUUAAGGAAGUUGUAAGUUGCACAUUGCAAAAACCCAAGAGACUGUUGUUAAGAAAUGGAACUUGACUCGCAUGCAAUGCGUUCCCUUUAACACUAUUUGCAACUGUUGCUAACUUUUAAACGUAAUAGAUUGGGUUUAAUGAAACUAGAAAAAGGGUCUUUUAUACAGGAAAGAGUAUGCUCUUGGUCCUCAGCCCACACAACAAAAUAUCAACAUGAUUUUAAUUCUUUGUUCCAGUAAAUUAAGUGGCAUGUUUGAAAACUCAAAAAAUACAUUCCAUUUUGACCUACACAUAUGAUGGUAGUUCCACAGGGUUGCCUCCAAUGAUUUGGGUCAAUGCUUCUUAAUUUCUAAGCCUAACAGGUGCACUUUAUAAAAAUGACAUGACAUUUCAGAUCAGCGGGGGAAUGUGGAGAGACAUAAUGGCCGUGUAGUGGCGCUCAAUUAAGUAUUGUUAAAUUGUACAGAUAAAUGUGUGAUAUUUUUGACCACUACAACAGUUUUGUACUUAAUGCAGUUUGUGCUUGUCAUUGUGACAAACCUAAAUCUUGCCGCUGUUAACCUUUUAUGCACAUUGUUUAAUCUUUUAUGCACAUUGUAUUGUAUCUGUAUGCUCAAAUAUCUAGCCUGUUCCUUCUGAUGUAUCCUUUUAGAGAAAGGAGGGACAACUUUACAUAAAGGCAAUCAAAAACAAAAA
Molecule: messenger RNA, 4499 nt
Organism: Boleophthalmus pectinirostris (great blue-spotted mudskipper)
Lineage: Eukaryota; Metazoa; Chordata; Actinopteri; Gobiiformes; Gobiidae
Gene: ankfy1
Product: ankyrin repeat and FYVE domain containing 1
Molecular function (GO): metal ion binding; protein binding
Source: RefSeq, a predicted model, not a curated record